Messenger RNA from Kickxella alabastrina, 1358 nucleotides. RefSeq lists its product as uncharacterized. The record is from RefSeq and is a predicted model, not a curated record. The transcript has 2 exons. Gene Ontology annotation, cellular component: plasma membrane; cell wall. NCBI's taxonomy places the organism in Eukaryota, Fungi, Kickxellomycota, Kickxellomycetes, Kickxellales, Kickxellaceae. Bases 1 to 1164 code for a protein of 387 amino acids.
AUGAAGUGCAUUCUCGCCAUCACCACGAUUGUUGCGCUCGCCGCUGGCGCCUGCAACAAGAGCAUCAACGUGAAGAGUCAGACUGACAUCAACACUAUUAACGAGUGCGAGAAGUUCCAGGGCAAUGUUGUUAUCGACGGUAUCGCAGGCCUUGACACUAUCAGCAUCGAUAACCUGAAGCAGAUCAGCGGUAAUAUCAUCAUCCAGAACAUGUACAACCUGCAGACCGUGUCCCUCGGCAAUCUCGCCUCUGCCAACUCGCUGAAAAUCCUGAACAACACCAACGUCUAUAAGGUUGACAUCCCCAGCCUCACCAAGGUCAGCGACUUCCAGGUCAUUGUCAACCCCAACUUGAAGGAGAUGAACUACAAGAACAUCUCGUCGGUCGAUAACUUCCAGAUCAUCAACACGUACGUUUCUGAGCUCGGUGCGUUCACUGCCCCCAGCGUCGAGAACAUUGAGGUUCUGUCCAACCUCCAGCUGGUUAAGCUCGACUUUAGCUCGGUCGGCAAGGCCUCCGGUUACAUCAACAUUGCCAACAACGGCAAGAACGCCAACAUCACCUUCUCGUCGCUGACCAAUGUCGGUGGCAACGCCUCGUUUGCCGAUGCGGCCGCGCUCAACAUCAACAAGCUGAGCACCAUUGCUGACGACUUCUCGCUGUACACCAACUCGUUCAAGAACCUGACCGUCGGCCAGCUGACUGAGGCGCAAAAGUCCGUCACUCUCAGCGGCAACAAGUUCACCUCCAUCAGCUUCCCCAAGCUGAAGGACAUCGGCUCGUCCCUAAACAUUGCCAACAACACUAACUUCAAGUCUGUCGACAAGAAUACGUUCCCCGAGCUGACUACCAUUCCCGGAAGCAUUAUCCUGGUCGGCAGCUUCGAUAACAUUACCUUCCCCAGCCUCUCGACGGUCGACGGUUUGGUUAGCCUCAGCGGAAAAGGCAGACUCUCUUGCGAGGACGCCGAGGACGCCCUUUCUGCUGCCAGCAACAUCGACUGCGAGCUGGAGACUAUUGCCGACGAUAGCGAGUCCGAUGGUGAUGAGGAGAAGGCCAGCAGCUCCAAGAGCAAGUCGAGCAAGUCGGCAGGUGUGUCGCACUCGGUUACCUUUGCCGCCUUCUUUGGUGGUGCUGUUGCCCUGGUUGCCGCCUGCCUGUAAGUUCCAUUGGACUACGGUUUGCAAGCAGAAUACCCAUUUCCGUGGCGCGCCCCCCUUUAUUCUCUCACCUGUACUGUCUGUGCAACUGAUGAGCAGAUCUUGUAGAAACAGUGUUGCUGGCUGGUCUGGCUUUUGAUGCCGUGCGCCUAUUGCUGGCAGGCACCAACAUCCCUUUUCAUACUGGUCGCUCUGAG